Messenger RNA from Fusarium poae, 681 nucleotides. RefSeq lists its product as uncharacterized. The transcript is spliced from 3 exons. The record is from RefSeq and is a predicted model, not a curated record. Lineage: Eukaryota; Fungi; Ascomycota; Sordariomycetes; Hypocreales; Nectriaceae. The coding region runs from base 1 to 681 and encodes 226 amino acids.
AUGCUCCGCACUCUCGUCUUGGCCUCUUUGGCUAUACUCUCCACUGGCUACCCUCGUGUUGUUUCAGAUGAAGAAGAUAUUGAGAUUGCCUUGAGCCAUAUCAAUGAGGCACGCCGGGCAGGUGGAUACAAUGAUCUUACCUGGGAUGAACCUCUCGAAAAAGCCGCUCAAUCUUGGGCCGACAAGAUUGCUAAUGGAGAAGUACCCUUCAGUUAUCGCCCAGCUCGGUAUCCGAUAUCAGGCCAAGCCAUAUAUGAGGAAGAAACAGCGACUGAUUGCGUGGGGCAAUCGUUCGAAGCUACUCUCCAAAGCGCAGCAGGAGCUUGGCUUCGCAAAUGGGAACCAAAGUUCGGCAAAAAACCCAACACCAAUUAUGAUGCAUGCAUGAAAUCCAACGCAGUAUAUGUGGGGUGUGGAAAAUCUCAUUGUGAUUUCGCCAUUAGUGGAGGAAAGAAGUGCACCUUUUACGACGUGUGCUUUUUUGCCUAUUCUUGGCCACCAUCAUCAUCACCAUCAUCAUCACCACCGGAGCCGACACAGAAACCCACACAAGAGCCCACACAAAGACCAUCAGGCCAGCACUGGGGUCACACUAUAUACAUUCCAACACCUGUCAAAUACACCCCUAUCAAGGACUCAGAGGAUGAGGCCAUGCUUGAAUUCCCUGACCAAGAAGAAUAA